Molecule: messenger RNA, 915 nt
Organism: Pseudoliparis swirei
Lineage: Eukaryota; Metazoa; Chordata; Actinopteri; Perciformes; Liparidae
Product: odorant receptor 131-2-like
Exons: 2
Coding region: 1-915 (304 amino acids)
Biological process (GO): G protein-coupled receptor signaling pathway
Cellular component (GO): membrane
Molecular function (GO): G protein-coupled receptor activity
Source: RefSeq, a predicted model, not a curated record
AUGAACUCCUCUGUGAACGUGACCGUGGUUCUGGACCACCGAGACUCCUUCUCCAAAGCCGUGAUCAAGAACGUGAUCGUCGUGGUUCUCGGCCUCUCCAUCAACUACAUCAAUGUGGCCCUCAUUUACACCUUCCACAACCACCAGAUCUUCUACACCAAUCCUCGCUACAUCCUUAUUAUCCACCUGGUGGUCAACGACAUGAUCCAAGUGACGCUGACCGUCCUCCUCUUCAUCAUCAGCUACACCGUCUACAAAAUAAACGUCUCCGUUUGCUGCAUCUUCGUAAUGAUUACUGGCCUCACCACUGAAAACACCCCUCUGAACCUGGCCUGCAUGGCGGUGGAGUGCUACAUCGCCGUCUGCAUGCCCCUUCGCCACGUGCAGAUCUGUACCGUCAGGAGAACCUUGAUGCUGGUUGGUUUCAUCUGGAAUACCAGCCUCUUGUCGGUUUUUCCGGAUCUCUUAAUCACUUUGGCCACAGAGCCGCUGGACUUCUUUUAUUCCAGAGUCUUUUGUGUCAGAGUAAAUGUCUUCUCAAAUCCCCUCAUCCUCAAGAAGAGAGAUGCCACCUAUAUUUUGUUUCUGGUGAUAGUUUGGUUGGUUAUCUUUUACACUUACUUCAACAUCAUGUUCACUGCAACAAAAGCUAGCGUAGACGCUAAAAAGGCCAGAAACACUAUCCUCCUCCAUGGGUUCCAGCUGCUGCUUUGUAUGGCAUCAUAUACAACACCCCAGUUAAAACGGCAUCUGCUGAUAUGGUUCCCCAAGAAUUAUACAGACUCCCUGUUCGCGUGUUACAUAAUUGUACAGCUUUUACCACGGUCCAUUAGUCCAAUAAUCUAUGGCAUGCGAGACAAGACUGUCAGGAAGUACUUGAAAAGACAUCUAUUGUGUAAAAUGAGCCCUCGGUAA